AAAAUCAGUCGACAGCGUUCGUCCUCGGAGGCAACAAUGUUCGGAUCGAUGGACAUGGCGUCGGUACGCUGAAUGGAAACGGGAACUGCUGGUACCAGUGGAUCUCCUGCAGCAAAUACAGACGGCGCUGACACAUUCUUCUCGUCAAACCUUUUAUUCAAAAAUUGGACCGUCUACAAUGGUGACGAUUCAUUCUCUGCCAAGGCAAACAGCACCAACAUUACACUUCUCAACUCACGUUUCUAUCAUGGCCUUGGCAUUGCCAUCGGGUCGAUUGGGCAGCACAAUGACCAAUUCGAGACUGUGGAAAACAUUCGCGCCGAGGACAUCUACUUCGAAGACACGCUGCACGCAUUCUACUGGAAGAACCAAACUGUAAAUGCCCGUGGAGGCUUGUUCACGAUUAGUCAGUGUACGAGGUUCAGUGGCGCCCCUAGGGUCGGCAACUGCACGAAUUCCAACUUUCAGAUCAGAGACGUUGACAUUCGGUGUCUGAGAGGCACAACGAAUGGCAGGAGAGUCUUGAGUCUGCAAUGCAGUGCUGUCUCGCCAUGCACCGAUAUCGCCCUGAGCGAUGUUAAUGUACGAUACGCAGGCAACAGCACUGUCGUGCCGAACUAUCUCUGCGGAAAUGUGGUCGGCAACAAGGGCUGGGACUGCACAGGGCCUGUCUGUGUAGGCGGAAGCGCAACGGGAGGUUGUUGAAGCGGGGAUGCGAAAGUUUAAC
This is a messenger RNA of Didymella exigua CBS 183.55, 727 nucleotides long. Its product is annotated as glycoside hydrolase family 28 protein. Gene Ontology annotation, molecular function: polygalacturonase activity. The coding region runs from base 73 to 705 and encodes 210 amino acids. Gene Ontology annotation, biological process: carbohydrate metabolic process. NCBI's taxonomy places the organism in Eukaryota, Fungi, Ascomycota, Dothideomycetes, Pleosporales, Didymellaceae. The transcript has 2 exons. The record is from RefSeq and is a predicted model, not a curated record.